Messenger RNA from Psylliodes chrysocephalus, 7559 nucleotides. NCBI's taxonomy places the organism in Eukaryota, Metazoa, Arthropoda, Insecta, Coleoptera, Chrysomelidae. The record is from the annotation of a GenBank genome assembly.
GUCUUUUUGUUUCAGAUGCUAAAAUAUUGCGAUCAUCUUCAUGGAAAAUGGUACUUUUCUGAAGUUAGAGCGAUAUUUUCUAGAAGAUACUUGUUGCAGAAUAAUGCCAUCGAAAUAUUCUUGGCAAGCAGAACAUCAAUCAUGUUUGCCUUCCCAGACCAAACCACCGUGAAGAAAGUCAUUAAGGCUCUACCCAGGGUGGGCGUCGGAAUCAAAUAUGGUAUUCCGCAAACGAGGAGAGCUAGCAUGAUGUCGCCUAGACAAUUAAUGAGAAAUUCCAAUAUGACGCAGAAAUGGCAACGGAGGGAGAUUUCGAAUUUUGAGUAUUUGAUGUUCCUGAAUACUAUUGCGGGACGCACCUACAAUGAUCUCAAUCAGUACCCAGUUUUUCCAUGGGUGUUAACCAACUACGAUUCGAAAGAUUUGGACCUCAGUCAACCGAGCAACUACAGAGACUUAUCUAAACCGAUAGGGGCCCUUAAUCCCAGCAGAAGAAGUUACUUCGAAGAAAGAUAUUCCACGUGGGAACACGAUAGCAUUCCACCAUUCCAUUACGGAACUCACUAUUCUACGGCAGCCUUUGUGUUCAAUUGGUUGAUCCGAGUGGAACCGUUUACGACAAUGUUCCUAUCUUUGCAAGGAGGCAAAUUUGACUAUCCCAACAGACUUUUUUCAUCUAUUUCCAUGUCGUGGAAGAAUUGCCAAAGAGAUACGUCCGAUGUAAAAGAAUUAAUUCCCGAAUUCUUCUUUCUACCAGAAAUGUUCAUAAACUCCAACAGAUACCGACUGGGUUUAACAGAAGAAGGAAAACCUAUCGGAGACGUUGAGUUACCACCGUGGGCUAACUCUCCAGAAGAGUUCGUAAGAAUUAACAGAAUGGCUUUGGAAUCCGAAUUCGUAUCGUGUCAACUUCAUCAAUGGAUAGAUCUGAUAUUCGGAUAUAAACAAAAAGGUCCAGAAGCUAUCAGAGCCACCAACUGCUUCUAUUACUUGACGUACGAGGGCAGCGUUGAUCUGGAUUCCAUUCACGAUAAGGUGAUGAGAGAAGCCAUCGAAAACCAAAUCAGAAAUUUCGGACAGACGCCUUCGCAGCUCCUGAUGGAACCUCAUCCGCCUAGGAGCUCUGCAAUGCAUUUGUCACCAAUGAUGUUCUCGGCCAUACCUGACGACGUAUGUAUGACGAUGAAAUUCCUCUCCAAUAGUCCCGUGGUCCAUAUUUCGGCUAAUACUUAUCCACAAUUGCCAAAUCCAUCAGUAGUGACGGUGACCAUGCAUCAACAGUUUGCUGUAAAUAAAUGGAAUUCGGCGUACGCGGCUGUCGCGCAAUCUCCCAGUUAUGCGGAGACUCCUCAAAACCAAGCGUCCAAUUUACCGCUUUCCAUGGAUGUAGUAUUGUCCGUCAGUAACAACAGUAACACCCAAAACCAAAUGCAAAGGCGUCACUUGGGCGACAACUUUAGCCAAAACCUAAAGAUCCGUUUCAAUUGCUUUGUAACAACAGUCGACAGCAAAUUUUUGAUAGCUUGCGGAUUUUGGGACAACAGUUUUCGCGUGUUCUCCACAGAAACUGCGAAAAUAGUUCAAAUCAUAUUCGGCCAUUACGGCGUUGUUACCUGUCUGUCUCGGUCGGAAUGCAACAUAACCUCAGAUUGCUACAUAGCUUCCGGAUCUGCGGAUUGUACUGUAUUGCUGUGGCAUUGGAACGCCAGAACGCAAACUAUUGUCGGAGAAGGAGAAGUUCCAACGCCUAGAGCCACGCUUACUGGUCACGAACAACCGGUAUCCAGUGUUGUCAUUUCUGCUGAACUGGGACUGGUCGUUUCAGGAUCAUACGGUGGUCCAGUAUUGGUGCAUACCACAUUUGGAGACCUUCUACGAUCACUAGAUCCUCCGAACUUGUUUGUUUCUCCCGAGAACAUAGCUAUGUCGCGCGAGGGAGUGAUCGUUGUAAAUUAUGAAAAAGGAAAUAUAGCUGCGUAUACUAUCAACGGAAAACGGUUACGACACGAGUCACACAAUGAUAAUUUACAGUGCCUACUCUUGAGCCGCGACGGCGAAUAUCUGAUGACUGGCGGCGAUAAAGGAAUCGUAGAAGUAUGGCGGACAUUUAACUUGGCUCUGCUGUACGCGUUUCCAGCAUGUGAUAGUAGCGUUAGAUCGCUUGCAUUGUCACAUGAUCAAAAGUUCUUAUUAGCGGGUUUGGCAUUGGGUUCAAUCGUGGUAUUCCACAUCGACUUCAACCGAUGGCACCACGAGUUUCAGCAACGCUACUAGAUGGAAGAAAUAAUGAUGUUCCGCUGUUAAAGAAAUUAACUAGUAGGUACUUAACCAUGCAAUUUGUGGUACUUAAUUCUUUUAAUCACGUUUAUUAAUUAUUAAUUUUUCACUUAUACCUUACGUACUAUUUCAAACUAGUUAUUUUUGUGCAAUAAAUGCUUUUUCUUAGAUGAGCAAUUUAUUAUUAUUAUUAUUAUUAUUAUUAUAUUAUUACAUAAUUUGUUGAUUUUACCAUUCGACGUAGGUAUUUGUAGAUAGCAUUUCUUUUAGUGGGAUAUUUUAUAAUAAUUAAAUUUUAAUCAUUAAUAGUAUUUAAUAUUUAACCAUUUUUGGGAUACUGUACUUGGUUUUGGUUUUCAUGUAGCUUGUCUAAAGAAAUAAUCAAAAAAGGUGAUGGUAUUUGUAUUGUUGGUGUGUCGUUUUUUUAUAUCAAAUCAUAACCAAUGGUCGCAUAAUCAUUUUAAAAUGCAGUAAUUUUAUAAAAACGGGAUUCUUUUCUUGCUACCUCUUUAAUAUCUUUCUUACUUUGUUUUAAUCAAAAAUAUUUAUCUUAGAUAUUUUAAAACUUUUUAUACUCCCAAGUUUCGAAUUAGAAACAUUUUAUCUAAAAUUCUCCUGUUUAUGAGAUUCUAGAUAGACGUAGUAGGUAUGACAGGACUUGAAAUAAGCGCUAUAGGUACCAGAAAAUUUUAAACGUUCGCAGCAUAUAGUACGUGGUUCCAGACAUGCGCAGUAGAGUUUUGUCACUAAGGAAACGUCUGUGGACUGUUUUUGUAAUGUUUUGCUCACACUAUCAAAUUUCGGUAGCAAAUUAUUCUACACUUCUAAAAGAAUUCCAAUUUCCAGUUUGUUCAUUGCAGCCCGCAAACCAGUAGCUUCAACCUUUGUUACUGCAGGUUGAUUUGGAUCAUUUGUUAAGUUUUGAAGGGCAUUUUGGUAGCUAUCAUAACAUCUAUAGAGUUGUACUUAAUUUAUUUGGGAGCAAAUUGUUUUUUGCUCUCCGUCUCCAUUCUCAGACUCACUUAAAGUUUGUUUUAAAAUAUCCCAUCUAGCAGUGGAAGAUGAAAAGAAAACGUAGAGUUCAUUUAAGAACAUGAAAAACUCUGUAAACAACUUUCCGCAGAACAAGAACCUAUCAGAUUAAAAGAAUGAGCUGCACAUGGUAUGUAUAGAGCUUUGGCAUUAUGUUUUUUUUAUGCGAGCUUGUAGGCCCGAAUAUUCGCCGGACAUAUUUGACGCAUUGUCGUAUGCCCAACGCAGUCCUCGAUAGGUAGAGUGAAUUCAUCAAGUGUUUUUAAAAUUGCUACUUCCAUAUCUUCAGCUUUAUGCCCAACCUUGCUAAUAAAUUUUAUGAAACGUUCAACCACUGAUCCGAUUGGUUGCACCUACCGCAAAAUAAAAGUUAAUUGGUCUGUAUGCGAAAUAUCAGGUGUUGAAUCUACGCUUUUUAUUUCUUCUAUUAUUUUUUCUCUGGUGAAUUUAGCUAACAAUUCUAUAAAUUCAUUACAAACAGUCUUUGACAGGUAGGAGGCAUGUCCUUUUCCCUUAUUUGCAUGUUUUUCGAAAUGAGUUUUUAGGAAUGGGUCAAAUUUAGCAAUUAGUUCAAGUGUAGCCAAAUAAUUUCCACAUUGCUCUUCACCUGAUCUUUCUAAGGUCCCCCUUGUUUAGAUAAAAAAUGUAUAGUUGUUAUUAUCCUUUUCAGAAGGUUUCUCCAAUACUCUUUUUCUAUUAAGUAUUGUUUUUCGAUGUUGCUAUCUAUUUUUCCGAGUACUGUGGAACGUAAUGUAUAUGUUUUUGUAUUUUCUCGAUGCUCUAUAGAUUUCUCGUGCUCCUCUAUUCUUUCUAGAUGCUUCCAAUCAUUAAAUCCAUUGACGCAUUUUGAAAGGUUUGAUCCGAAUAAUUUAGAUUUUGUUGGUUGAUGUGCAGUAGGUGUUACAUUCACAGUCUAGUUGCGCAAGUUUAUAUCCUUUGUACCUUACACACCACUGAUAAAUUAAAAUCCGUUUCUCCUAAUGUAUUAUACAGGGUGAGUACUAAUUGUACUUCUUCAGUAACUAGAGGGAAGUUAGGAAAAAUACAAAAUAUUAUUUAUAUUAUAUACAGGAUAAUGUAUUGAUGAAAUUUGGUCAAAAUAGUUUUUUUUUUGUUAAAUGAUUAUGCGACGCAUUAUUUAAUUGGUUUAUAAAUGCAAUUCUAUGUUAAAAUUUUUAGUAUUUAAUUUAAAAACUAAAUAAAAAUCUGGUAAUAAAAUCCAUCAAAUAUUUUGGUUAUUUCAGUAAUAUUAAUUUUAAGGAUUCGUACUUGCCCCGGUAUUUAAAAAAAUACUGUUUUAAAUCCUUUUUAUUCUUGGAUACGCUUUUAACAAUUUUUAUUUAUAUGGCAGUUCUGCCUGUUUAAACAUUCCUGUAAGUGUGCUUUUUAAUAAGAAUUAUUCCAUUUAGAUGUAUUAAACAGAAAUUUAUAAAUUGACAUCUAGUCCAACAGCUAUACAGGGUGUUUCCGAAGUUGUCCAAAUUUGUAGGGGUGGUAGUUCGCAUAAUUUGAGAGCAAUUGGCAGAUUUCAUUUUUCUAAAAAAAAUAUAAUAUAUGAAAUAGAGCCAUUAUAAAAAAAUCAAAGAGCGGGUCCUACCCUGAGCGCGUAGCGCAAUAGUCGCGUGAUCGGUUACUCAUCGGGAUUUACAACCGUAGCGCGCGCGAGUCGAGGUAGUCACAUCGCUGUGCAGGACCGUACCUGUUUAAAAUUUUUAAUUAAUUUUUAAUUAUUUUUAUUUUAAAUAUUUUGGAAAAGAAAUCUGCGAAUCGGUCUCAAAUUAUGAGAACUACCACCCCUACAAAUUUGGACGCCAAGUUCGGAAACACCCUAUAUAUGUUUUAAUGUUUGAUUGGUGUGCCUUUUAAUUAUUUUUUUUAUAAUUUGCGAAGUUAAAGGAGGUGUGCAUUAAUCUCGUAUAUUUUUAUCAUAACGUUCAAACUUAAUUAUUUCGCGAACCAUAAAUGCUUCAACAAAAUUGGUAACACUAUUUUUAGUUCCAUGUUGAAUUUUCUAUAAUUCAGUUCAUCUAUAUUUGAAUAAAGUUCUGUCAUUGUAGCUACAACAAAAGUUAUACAAAAUAGUUUUUCUCCAUAUCUUUUAGACCAUUCUAAACUUCCUUGUCUAUGCAUUAUGUAACUCCUUACUAGGAGCCUCGUUUCCCUAUGAAAUUCAUCUUCUGGUCCUGAUGUCUUACCUCCUCUACUAGACGAUUCUGGUGUUGCAUGUCUUUCUGUUUUUUAAUUUUUAAGUGUUCAAAAAUUUUAGUAAUCGUGUUUCAUCUUCUAAGCUAUCGUUCAUUAUUUAAACUAUAUUGUCAGUCUCCUUUCUCUCAUUCCAAGAUCAAUCGGAAGAAAGCUAUCUAUACACUCUAAGAGUUAAUUGCUCAUAAUUUUAAAGUUCUUCAAUAAUUUAUUAUAUUUUUGGUCAUGAUGUCUUCUUAUAAAUGCUGCCAAUUCGACUCUCAGCUUUCCUAAAAGUCUUUAUCGAAUCUAACUAUUUUUUGCCUUCUUUGGCCUUUCUUAUUUUUGGCAUCUAUCAGUGUCUUCUCUACUUGUUUUCCUUAAAACGUUCUCUAGACCUUUUCCAAACCAUCUUGGUCUGUGCUUUUAUUAUUAUGAGGUUUGUUCCAACAUAAACCAAAUCAGUUUGCGUACUGUCAGGAUUCUGCGUAGUCUAGAAUUCGUGUUCCAACAAACCUUAGUACAAAAACAUAGUGUUCCAACACAACCAAAACUAAUCACAAACCGAUUUGUGUACUGUCAAAUCAGUUCCUAGGUAUGAACAGGAACGAAUUUUCAAGACAUGCGCAAAGCCGCAAUAAACUAAACAUUUCGUGAUUGUAAUUAUAUUAUUUGUAUCUAUUGUCUCUGACAGUUCUGAUUUGUAUUUGUUAAUCGAGUUUAGUCUUCAUAAUUUUUGUUCAUUAUCAUUUAUUUUAUUUUGUGGUUUAUUAUUGUAAUGGGGCGUCUGUUGAAUUUAAAAAAUGUGUUCCAACAUAAUCGAGUUCCCAGUUGAGUCCCAAUACCUGACAGGUUGUCAAUUACGUCGACAGAUUGUCAACGAUAAGUCUUGGACUGGUUUAUGUAUUGUUCAAAGAUCGUUGUUGGAACAAACCUUGUUGCCAUCGAAUUGAUGUAGUCUGUGAUUGAUAAUCCUUCUCAGUUCCUAAUAAUUAUCAUUUUUUACCUAAAACUUUGUCUACCAGCUGGGCAACCUCAUGGUUUUUUGUGUUCUUCACAAUAUCUUCUGAACUAUUUUAAACUUCUUCUCUAUUCAUCACAGCUUAUGCUUUUCCAAUGAGGUUUUCUAGGCAGUAUUUUAUGAGGUGCUUGCUACACGUCCAAACACUAUACUAACUGAUACUCAGUAAGGAGUCUCUAAUUUCAUGUUAAAUUUAUUUUUUUAGUCCUAGUGUUUUUUUCCUCUUCUAGUACUGCAUUUCUUUCUGUUCCCUAAUUUUUAAAACGAGUCCAUCAAUUUUACUUAUUACAUUACUCACCAAUUUGUUCCAUUUGUCCUAAGUCUUCUUUGAACAAAGCUAACCAAUUUUUUUUCGACUCUUCUUUUUUCCUCCUUGUCCUUCUACCAGUGCAUGCUGUACGUGUUUGUAAAUCCAUCGUAUGAAUAUCGUAUUUGAUUCCUCACAAUAAUUCCUCAUUAUAAUUUCUUAAAACUUCGUCUACCAGCGAGGUACAUCAUGGUUGUGCAUAUAUCUGAUUCUUUCCUGAUAUGUUGAUGUUAAUAAUAUGUAAUUAAUGUUUAAUAAUAGUUGAAAGUAAUAGAAAGAAUAAAUGCUCGGGCAAGUACAUUCCCUCUAAGGAGUCAAUCCUAGAGCUGGAUAUAAUUCGAUAAUGUAAGAUUUAAGCACCGUAGUGUUGCUUACAGCUUGCACUUCCGAUGAACCAGCAAUUGUUAAUGCCAUUAAGGCGCACUUUUUCGACAUUGUAUGCGCGACAUUUAAAAAAUGGCGACGCAUACUUUGUCCCAAAAACACAUUCCCUCCAGCGUUUGUAUAUUUACCUAAUAUAUUGCAAAUCUGUCCAAGAGAAUCAAACUUAUUGUAAAUAAGUAAGAUUGUUUCCUUUUUUUAUGAAGCGCUAUCAACUAAAUUGUGUAUUGAAAUAUUUACUUAAUGUAUGUAUUAUUUUAUUACUUACGAUGAAAAAAAUGUACUUAAAUGUAAGAAAUAUGAUAUGUUUGAUGUUAGCAAUAAUAUUUCAUUCAUUUGUACACAUGAUAACUAUUAAAU